This is a messenger RNA of Clonostachys rhizophaga, 1050 nucleotides long. NCBI's taxonomy places the organism in Eukaryota, Fungi, Ascomycota, Sordariomycetes, Hypocreales, Bionectriaceae. The record is from the annotation of a GenBank genome assembly.
AUGACCGACAAGCAGACUCUCACCCCGCAGCAGUCGCGCACUGUCGGGGCUCUGCUGGGCCUCCACGCAGGCGACUCUCUGGGCGCGACUCUCGAGUUCCAGCCGCAUGCCAAAAUCGCCGAGAGGUAUCCCCAUGGGCUGCGCGAUAUCAUCGGAGGCGGCCCCUUCUCGUGGCCCGCCGGACAUGCUACCGACGACACAGACAUGACCCGCGCCGUCCUGCUCGCCUACCGCGACGCCGCCCUCAAACGCUCAUCUCCUAGCAAGUCCACCCCCGUCUCCGUCUCAGACCUCGCCCGCCGCUCUGCCGAGUACUUUGUCGACUGGUAUGAGGGCAACUGGCCCGGCCGCACGCACGGCGACCUCCCCAAGGACAUCGGUGGUGCCACCGAGAGAGGCAUCACCAACUUCCGCAGCAACCCCGAUGCCCCCUCAGGCGCCGGCCAGGGAUCUGCCGGCAACGGGUCUCUGAUGCGAUGUAUUCCCACUGCCCUCUUCCAGCCGGAUCUGAGCCGCCUGGUGGCCGAGAGCCGGGCCAUCAGCGCCGUCACCCACGACGACACCAACUGCGUCAUCGCCUGCGCGGCCUACAAUGCCUGUGCCGCGGCCCUCGUUGCUGGGGCCUCGCCGUCCUAUGCCGUGCGAGCGGCCGAGGCUGCCGCGAUCCAGCUCGAGGGGCGUGGCAAGCAUGGCAAGCCGGAGCCCGUCACGGCCGCCAUCCGCGUUGGCAAGCGGUUCGAUAUCGCGAGGGCUGCUGCCCAAGGCCCGCCCCUGGAUCUCCUCCCGGGAGGCGCCUCGGGCUACGUGCUGGAGACCUUGAUUAUUGCCAUCGCCGCGGUUCUGGAUCAGCGUAGUCUAGAGGAUAUCCUGGUAGAUGUCGUCCGCAUUGGCAAGGAUACGGACACGAACGCUGCCGUGGCUGGUGGGCUGUUGGGAGCGAGAGAUGGCGAGAGCGCUAUUCCCCGGAGAUGGAAGCACCAGCUUCAGUUUGGGCUCGAGUUCCGGGACACUGCUCUGGAGAUAUUGGAGGUUCUCAAGAACAGGACAUGA